This is a messenger RNA of Paraglomus brasilianum, 2280 nucleotides long. Lineage: Eukaryota; Fungi; Glomeromycota; Glomeromycetes; Paraglomerales; Paraglomeraceae. The record is from the annotation of a GenBank genome assembly.
AUGACAACCAAACAUGGUAGAUGGCAUGCUACUCAAUUGUUGGUUCAUGGCGAAACUCCUCCUGUCGACCGCAUUUUCACUGUCGAAAUCGCGAAGCCCAAAACUGUUGCCAUGCGAAAGAAAGCAAUCAAAGAGGUAAUUUCCACAGCAUCGAUGCCGACCAGCUCACUCUCUGGAAACUCUCGCUUUCCCUUGGCAGCAGUGUCGACAAGGUGCUCAAACAGCUUGUGCUUGAAGAUAAUGUCACAAAAAGCAUUCAAAAAUUGCUCCCAGCAAAGAAGUUAUCAAGGCUAUUUCAGUAAUGGACCUGCCAAAGAACACCUUCAUGUAAUUGUUGAGCCUCCAUCCAUACCUGUUGGGUUUUUGGCUCACUUCUUAAAGUGGGGUAAUAUUGCGGUAUUUCUGCUAAACUUUUUUGCUAUUAUUCCACUUGCAAAAUUACUUGAAUGUGUCACAGAAGACAUCUCUCGUCGUGCUGGACAGGCUGUGGGUGCUUUCCUGGAUGCAACAUUUGGCAACUUAGUUGAACUUGUUCUUCUGUGUAUUGCUCUUAAACAAGGAGAAAUCCGAGUCGUUCAAGCAUCCGUGAUGGGCAAUAUUAUAUCGAAUCUGCUUCUUGUCUUGGGGAGUAGUUUUCUUGCUGGUGGUUUAAAGUAUCACAUACAGGAAUUCAAUAAGGAAGCGGCACAAACAAAUGUUGGCUUGAUAACAUUGGCGUGUAGUUCAUUGAUUGUUCCUGCAGCGUUCAUUGUUUCCAUUCCAGCGAUACAAGAUUACGAAAUAAUAAACCUGAGUCAUUCUACGGCAAUAGUCCUGUUGAUUGUCUAUGGACUGUAUUUGCUAUGCCAGUUUAAAACUCACGCUGAAUUGUAUGCCACCGAGGAAGAUCAAGAACCUGAACUCACCCUUACUAUUUCCUUCACCGUCCUGGUCGUGGUCACCGCCACAGUCGGCAUAUGUGGUGAAUUUCUUGUAUCCUCAUUAAAAGAUCCCAUGAAGUCUCUAGGGAUCACCAGAACAUUCCUUGGUCUGACACUAUUCCCUUUAAUUAGUAAGGGUGCAGAAUGCGUGACAGCUACUACUGUUGCUAUGAAAAAUGAACUGCAGUCGGUUAUCAAUACUACUGUAGCACGCUCACAGCAAAUUGCUUUGUUUGUUACUCCAUUCUUGGUUGUGCUUGGUUGGAGUAUCGAUCAGCCGAUGACUUUAUUUUUCGAAGUGUUCGAAACAUCGACGUUGUUUGUUUCGGUGUUGAUUCUGAAUUCCUUAAUUCAGGUGGGGUUUUUGGCCCACUUCUUGAAGUGGGGUAAUAUUGCGGUAUUUCUGUUAAACUUUUUUGCUAUUAUUCUACUUGCAAAAUUACUUGAAUGUGUCACAGAAGACAUCUCUCGUCGUGCUGGACAGGCUGUGGGUGUUUUCCUGAAUGCAACAUUUGGCAACUUAGUUGAACUUAUUCUUGCAUGUAUUGCUCUUAAACAAGGAGAAGUCCGAGUCGUCCAAGCAUCCGUGAUGGGCAAUAUUAUAUCUUGUAGUUUUCUUGCUGGUGGUUUAAAGUAUCACAUACAGGAAUUCAAUGAGGAAGCAGCACAGACAAAUGCUAGCUUGAUGACAUUGGCAUGUAGUUCACUGAUUGUUCCUACCGUGUCCAGUGUUGAUUACGGAAUAGGAAUACACAUAGUGUACCUGAAUCACUAUAUGGAGAUAGUCCUGUUGAUUGUCUAUGGACUGUAUUUGCUAUUCCAGUUUAAAACUCACGCUGAAUUGUACGUCACCGAGGAAGAUCAAGAACCUGAACCCACCCUUACUAUUUCCUUCACCGUCCUGGUCGUGGUCACCGCCAUAGUCGGCAUAUGUGGUGAAUUUCUUGUAUCCUCAGUAAAAGAUCCCAUGGAGUUUCUAGGGAUCACCAGAACAUUCCUUGGUCUGAUACUAUUCCCUUUAGUUAGUAAGGGUGCAGAAUGCGUGACAACUACUACUGUUGCUAUGAAACAUGAACUGCAGUCGGUUAUUAAUACUACUGUAGCACGUUCACUGCAAAUUGCUUUGUUUGUUAUUCCAUUCUUGGUUGUGCUUGGUUGGGGUAUCAUGAAUCAGUCGAUGAUAAUGAAUUUAUUUUUCGAAGUGUUCAAAACAUUGACAUUGUUUGUUUUGGUGUUGAUUCUGAAUUCCUUAAUUCAGAAUGGUAAAUCUAAUUGGUCGAACGGUGUCGCGACAUACGCUAUCAUCAUUAUAGCAAUUUUUUUCUAUCCCGAUCCUGAGGAGGCGAUACUUUUUACUUAA